Arachis ipaensis is the source of this 753-nucleotide messenger RNA. Lineage: Eukaryota; Viridiplantae; Streptophyta; Magnoliopsida; Fabales; Fabaceae. The record is from RefSeq and is a predicted model, not a curated record.
AUGGAUCCUGCUGUGAUGCUGCACGACCAGCCUGUCCCUAAAAGAGGGGGGCCUUGGAAGGAUAUCUGUCAGCUACAUAUCUGCGAAUUGCGGUUGAGAGAAAAGAUGAUCAGCGGGUUGUUGAUGGACCUCGGGAACGGCAGAAAAAUCCAAUUUUGGGAGGAUAGCUGGCUACCUAAUGGGGUAUUGAAAGAUUUGUUUCCUAGACUCUACUCGGUUUCAACCCUUAAUGGUUCAGUGUCAAGCCCACAGCUGAGAGAGGAUAGCGUGGUGUGGAAAUUUGAUAGAACAGGUGUUUAUUCAACUAAGUCCUUUCCCCAGGCGCUGCAUGCGGAAGUUCUACCGGAGGAAGUCACAAGCUAUAGCUUCACGAGUGAUGUUUGGAAAGGGUUCAUCCCCCCGAGGAUUGAGCUUUUGUCCUGGUUUGUGUUGAUCGGAAGGGUGAAUACUAAGGACCGGCUGGGUAGACUACAUGUCAUUGAUCAGAAUGACACUUUGUGUGUGCUAUGUUGUAAGUCUGAGGAAACUGCCUUUCAUCUGUUUAUUGGUUGUGAGAUUAGAUGGCAGGUGUGGUGUGCUUGGCUAUUUGCCUUUGGAAGGAGUUGUUGUUUGCCAGGUACUCUAAAGGACCACAUUGAAAGCUGGACGACCUCAGUAGCAAGGAAGGUAGAUCGAAAGCGGUGGUUCAUUGAGUUCUUUGCUGUUGUCUGGACAAUCUGGUUAGAAAGGAAUAGCAGGCUAUUCCGAAAUUAA